Molecule: messenger RNA, 414 nt
Organism: Pogonomyrmex barbatus (red harvester ant)
Lineage: Eukaryota; Metazoa; Arthropoda; Insecta; Hymenoptera; Formicidae
Source: RefSeq, a predicted model, not a curated record
GUAUCUUGACGUAAGAGUCUCGUUCUCUCAUUAAGUCUCGAUCUGCCAAAAUAGUUCGAUUAUCUCGUCAUUUUUCGAAGCCUACUUGAAAAUGCCAUCGCAUAGGUUCAUCGGGAUAGCAAUGUUUGCGGUAAUUACGUACUUUGAUAUCUUAUUGGUCACCGACUUUUGGGAUGGAGCGAGAGAUCCGAUGGGACCAUAUCCGAGAAUACCAGACAAAGAUAGGCUGGAGAAAGAAAUUAAAUUCGCAGAAGAGUGCAAAAAAUAUUACAAAGCGCCACAAGAAGUGUUCCUGUCUGAUACCUAAGAAAGAAAUUUAUUAAUUUUAAAUGUACAGUGAAUAUAUGCAUGUAUGUCUUUUCCACAAGGAAAAAUGUAGCAAUAAAUGUUAUAAUAAAUUGUAUAAUAAUUUAA